Molecule: messenger RNA, 4043 nt
Organism: Mauremys reevesii (Reeves's turtle)
Lineage: Eukaryota; Metazoa; Chordata; Testudines; Geoemydidae
Gene: C2CD4C
Product: C2 calcium dependent domain containing 4C
Exons: 2
Coding region: 150-1460 (436 amino acids)
Source: RefSeq, a predicted model, not a curated record
CAGCCCCGAGCCAGCCGCGGACCUGCUGCCUCCCCCCCUCCGGCUCUGCUUGCGCAUUCCCCGGCGGCAGAGGGUGAGUGACGGGGGGGUCUAACUGCCACUCCACCCUCCUUGGCUUCCUCCCUCCCCUCGGCCCCAGAAGCAGCAGCAUGUGGCUCUUGGAGAGGAUCCGGGGCUCGGUGGAGAACGGCGCCGCCCGGGCCGGCGACUCGGGGGAUAAGCAGGCCAAGGGCCCCCUGUACAGCAACGUGCUGACCCCCGAUAAGAUCCCGGAUUUCUUCAUCCCACCCAAACUCACGCCGGCGCCGCCCGAGGCCGAGGGGGCAGAGGGGAAAGCCAAGCCCAACCUCGGCACUUCGGCCUCGGAGCAGAACCUGUCGGCCCGCAAGUCCCCGCGCAGCCCCCGCCUGCCGGUCAAGGCCGCCUCGGAGAGCAAGAACCUGCUGAAGGCCGCCAGCCGGCACAUCAUCCAGAUCGAGAGCGCCGACGAGUGGGCCUCGGAGGAGGACUUCAGCACCAACGCCGACCCCCAGGCCCAGACGGCCAUGUCCCUCCCCUACGUGCCCAAGGCCCAGACCUCCUACGGCUUCGCCACCCUCAUGGAGAGCCCCCACACCCGGCGCAAGGAGUCCCUCUUCCACAGCGAGCACGGCAGCCUGUGCCAGUCGCAGGCGUCCUCGCCCAGCUCCCAGCGCAAGGCGGCGGCCGGCGGGGGCAAGGUGAACGGGGAGAGCGCCCGCCUGACCCCCUCCGACAUCGGCAUGUCCCUCAUGAACCCCUACCGCUACUUCAGCGGCGGGGAGAGCGACACCUGCUCCUCGGCCGAGUCCUCGCCCUUCAGCUCGCCGCUGCUCUCCCGCUCCGUCUCCCUGCUCAAAAUCUUCAGCCAGGACAGCCAGGCAAAGGUCAUCAAGCUCAAGCACUCGGUGGCCCGGAACAGCUCCCUCUCCACCGACGACAGCUCGGCCGACACCAGCCCCAGCUCGCAGCGGCGCAUGCGGUGUGCCACGCCCCCGGCGGGGGCGGCGGGGGGCGCCCUGCCCCAGUCCCUCCUGCCUCCGGACUCGCCGGACCGCCUGCACAAGGAGCACACCAUCCGGCUGAGCAAAGGCGGUAGCAUGCGGCUCUCGGCCGAGUACGACGCCGCCAACGCCCGGCUGCGGGUGCGGGUCAUCGCGGCCGAGGCGCUGUUCGACAAGCUGUGCGACGCGCGCUCCAUCAACUGCUGCGUCUCCCUCUGCCUCAACCCCGGCAAGGUGCAGAAGCAGCGCAGCACCAUCAUCAAGAACAGCCGCAACCCGGUCUUCAACGAGGACUUCUUCUUCGACUGCCUGGGCGCCGGCAACGUCAAGAAGAUGGCCCUCAAGGUCAAGGUGGUCAACAAAGGCAGCAGCCUCAAGCGGGACACGCUGCUGGGCGAGAGGGAGCUCCCGCUCACCUCUCUGCUGCCCUUCUUAUAAACCCGUCUUCCACCUCCCCGCCGCCCUCCUGCCCUGCUGGGAGGGGAUGGGCAGGGAGGCGUUGGGCAGGAGGGAUCAGGCCACCGUGAGGGGCGUGGGAUGCUCCCCCGGGGUGACGGCAUGUCCAUCCCAGGCUGUGUGUGUGUGUGUGUGUGUGUGUAGGGGGGGACAAGACCCAUCCCGCUCCCCCAGGAUGGGUCCCCUUUGCUGGACGUGCCUGGAGGCGGUGGCUGCCGUGUGUCCCCUCAGGAGGCCGUGAGCGGCUAGCAAGUUGUCCGUUCUUCUCUGGAGAAGCCGUGGGGAUGAGGCAUGCUGGUGGCCUGCGUUCUCCGGGGCCCUGCUGGAAGGCGUUGACGGGAGGUGGGUUAUCCCUGUGCGGGUUGAGGACGGCCUCGCGCAAAUGGGGCGGUAGUAGAGAUUUCAGCCUCACAGCUCAGCAACCCCUUCUUCUCUCCCCGCCCUGCCCCCGGUUUCUCAUCUCCACGCCGGGUCCCAAGACCCAGCUGCCUUUGAGCGAGGUGUGGAAGGCCCUCACAGGCCAUUCCUGUUGGGCUCAGGCUUGAUAUGGAGCGUGCGGGUGGAAGUGGCAGGGACAGCUGAUGGAGUGCAGAGCUGGGAGAACGAUGCUGCGAGGCUGAAUCCCAGCCGUGGCGGGACCGUUUCUGAGGCGUGAGCAGGGCACGGCCUAGUCAGUAAUGGGGAGAAGGGAUGCUCUUUGGCGGGGAGGGAAAAGAUGACCCCACCGGCCUCUUCCAUCUCUAAUUUCUCUCCUCCUCAGUUGGCUGACAGGCAGAGAGAGGGCAGGGGUUGUUGGACAGGGCUCUGCCAAGUCUCUCAACAUUGAUAUGUCUCUUAAAGCUCCAGCUCCUGGAGUCAGGGGGUUGCAUCAGAAUUUCAGCUUGCUGCCUUGCUUUUACAGACCUUUCUAGCCCUCAUGGUUGUAGAGUAAAGCUUGAAGCCGUGACUCUAGUGGUGCAGAAGACAGACAAAAUGAGCCUCAAAUUUAUCACUUAAAUUCUGUUUGCCAAAGGCUGGGAAUGGGCGACAGGGGAUGGAUCGCUAGAUGUUCACCUGUUCUGUUCAUUCCCUCUGGGGCACCUGGCAUUAACUACUGUUGGAAGACAGGAUACUGGACUAGAUGGACCUUGGGCUGACCCAGUUUAGCCAGGCAUGAAAAUAUCACUCGGUCUCUCUGAGGUUGCCAGGGGCAGCUUUUAAUGCCCCAUCAAUGUGAAAAGUGUUCUCUGCGACCGCUCCGAAGUCCUUGCCGAUCUUCCCAAUGGCCUUUGGAUCAGGCUCUUGUGCCAGUCUGCUUUACCUCCCGCAGCCCCAGAGUGCAGUUUAGAUCGCUAUGGCCGUGAGGGGUCUCCUUCCUCUGGGGAAGGGGCUUCUACAGGCUAGCAUGGAGAAGUGAUUCCUUCCACUGCAGACAGGAGACUCUUCCCUCUGAUCCAGAAGAUUUUUGCCUCUGGCUACUGCCAUAGCUACUUCUGGGAUGAGCAUCCAGAAGAUGCACUGUCCAAGCCCCCCCAUCCCUGCACUUCCUUCAUCCCUGCGCUCUGCAGAAGGGGGAGGGUGGACAGUCUGAUCUGUUUAAAAGCAGCAACAGUGUUUAACCCCCACGAGGCUGCCUGUGGCUAACCUCCACCUCCCUCAGCAGGAAUGCACCCGCGAGGACGUGGUGGUGCAUUAAUAACCAGUUGGGGAUUACCCAGAGCAGCAUGCCGCAGGGCCAGUAACAACCACAGUGUCUCACACAGGGAGGUGGGACCCUGGCUCUGGGCAUUGCACAAACUGGUCUGACCACUGUCAGGGAUAAAAUCAAGUGUGCGAAAUCAAAAGCAAGAACCGGGUCCCGGCCUGACCUUGCCUCUGAGCGCUUUAUGCAGCGGGGGCGGAGGUGCAGAAGGGGAGAACAAACCACAAUGUUUGUGUGGCUCAUUCUUUUCCUCUUGGCUUAUAACCUGCUUUGGGAGGGCAGAAACCUUCGCCCAGGAGCUGCAAUUGUUAAGAUGCCGCAUGAACGGCCUCUGGGUUAGUUAGCGCAGGCAGAUUCCUAGUGCGUAGGAGCCGGGUUUGCUAGAGCAGAGAGAACAGGGGUUACACCAUUAACAGCCCCAAAAGAGAAGCUUGGGGGGGAGAAACCCACGGGUGGGGAAGGCUCACUUGGCCACGGUUUAUACCGGGACCGAUCCCUGCAGAAGCCCUCCCAGCUUUUUCCACAAUACGCGCCGAGAAUCUGCCCUGACAAACAGCCAGUGCUGUGGGAAUUUCCCCCCCAAUCCCAUUACGAUUCUGUUUCUCUGUCGCUGCAGGCUGAUUAGAAUAAUCAAAUCAGACAAUGGUUGGAGGGGGGGGUGGGGAGUGCAUCUCUCCAGCCUUGUCCAGGGAAAUCUGACUCUGGAAGCUACUGCAGUGUCGUGAGAAACCCCUUUUCCCCUGGGCCGGCAGUAGGGAACUCAGCCGCUGGCUCAAGACAAGGGUGCUAGUCUGGGCCCCUGGUUCUUUUUUUCCUCUUGAUCUUUUUUUAUUUUAUUUUUUUAAUUGGGAGUCAACUGUUUUCUUUCGCCACCUCCUGUUGCU